This is a messenger RNA of Chironomus riparius, 1617 nucleotides long. Lineage: Eukaryota; Metazoa; Arthropoda; Insecta; Diptera; Chironomidae. The record is from the annotation of a GenBank genome assembly.
AUGGCAUCAUUAGUGUGGGAAGGCCUAAAAAUACCAUAUAGAUUUAGUCACAAUACAUCAGUUGGCGCAGAAAUAUUAAAAAGAUUAUCAGAGACUCCUGAGAGAGUUCUGAACAUUUGCUAUGACGAGGAGACAUCAAUGACAUGUCACGAAACAAGAUUAUCAAGUAUUCGUAUAGCUCAAAACUUAUCUAGUCUUGGAUUUCAAUCCGAAGAUAUUGUCGGAAUCAUUUGCAGCAACACCACAUAUUUGCCAGCAGUUGUUUAUGGUUGUUUAAUGUUAGGAAUGCCAAUAAAUCCACUCGAUGUCGGAUUCAAAAAAGAUGAUAUUAAGCACAUGUUUUCGCAAACGAAGCCAAAGCUGGUCAUUUGUGAUUCUAAUGUAUAUGAAGCAGUUAAAUUGUCACUUGACGAAAUGAAAAAUGAUGCUCUUAUUAUCACAAUGCGCGAGCCAAUUAAUGGAGUUAAAUUCGUUGACGAGCUUUUAUCAACAACAGAAGUUGAAGAUUUAUUUGAGGUUCCACAUUUGGGGGACGCAAAGCAAGCACUUGCUGCUAUUUUAUGCUCAGCAGGAACAACUGGAUUAUCAAAAGGAGUUUGCAUAUCUCAUGCAAAUAUUCUGUCUCAACUGUCUACAUAUGACAUGAGUUUUCCGUUUCGUUCUUUAAAUUUUAGUCCAAUUUAUUGGUCCAUUGGAUUUUUAUCAACAAUCUUUACUGCAUUUAAGCCACGCGAUACAAGAAUCAUGACUUGUCAACCAUUCAGCGUAAACCUUCUUAUUUAUCUGAUUCAGAAAUAUGAGAUUAAUGUGUUCAUGGCUGCACCUUAUCAACUAUCAUUACUAUUGCAACAUUCUACGCUUAAUACACGGAACUUCGACAAAGUAUUACUUUUUUAUGCUAUUGGAGGUUUUGUGUCCGAAAAGUUGAGAAAACAAUUUGAAGCUAAAUUUCCUAAACAUCCAUUGAUUAUUGGAUAUGGAAUGACAGAAGCUUGUGUAACUAUAGCUGUAACAGGACCUUCAGAUGAUAUCAAAGGACUCACUGUAGGAAAAGUUGCACCCAACGUUGAGGUCAAAGUUAUAGGGAAAAAUAAUCGACCUGUUGAUAUUGGAAUUACUGGAGAGAUUUUCGCGAAGCCAGAAUUCCCAUUUUUGGGUUAUUAUAAUAAUCAAGCUGCCACAGACAACGCAACAGAUGACGAUGGAUUUCUUAGAACAGGCGAUGUUGGAUUUAUUGAUGAAGAUGGUUAUGUGUUCCUCAUUGACAGAAAGAAGGAAAUUAUGAAAUAUAAAGGAUAUCAAGUGAGCACCACAGAAAUCGAAGACGUUAUUAAAUCUAUCGAAGGUGUUGAAAUGGUUUGUGUAGUUGGAAUUCCUGAUAAAGUGUGUACAAACCUCCCUGCAGCGGUUAUUGUCAAAAAUCCCGAAUUUGAAGAUUUGUCUGAGCAAUUUAUAAAAGAUUAUGUCGCAGAAAAAUUCCCAGAUUAUAAUCAACUUCAUGGAGGUGUAUAUUUUGUGGAGGAAUUACCCAUCGAAAAUGAUAAAAUACAAAAACGAUUUGUCAAAGUAAUUGCCAUAAGAGAACAUAAUAGACUUCGAUAUGAGGAAGAAGACUAG